Exophiala spinifera is the source of this 2703-nucleotide messenger RNA. RefSeq lists its product as uncharacterized. Gene Ontology annotation, molecular function: zinc ion binding; DNA binding. The transcript has a single exon. Bases 1 to 2703 code for a protein of 900 amino acids. Gene Ontology annotation, biological process: DNA-templated transcription. The record is from RefSeq and is a predicted model, not a curated record. Lineage: Eukaryota; Fungi; Ascomycota; Eurotiomycetes; Chaetothyriales; Herpotrichiellaceae.
AUGCCGGACUUGACCCAGUCUGAGCCUUUACCGAAUGAUGAACUGCUGAAAGAAAUAGACAGUCAAACCGCCCGUCCCGAGGUCCAUGGUGCAAACUCUAAGACUCCACAGCUUGGCCCCCAGAACCUGAACCAACGUCUCGAGGGUUCAUCUAUUGAAGCAAGGUCUCCUGGCUCUAAUCAAAACCCAGGCAGAGCAGUCUCACGAAGGCAGUCGAGUGGCCUCAUUAGAGACGAUUCAGGGCACGCGCACUUUAUAGGACCUUCGGGAACAUUGUCUUUCUUUGCCGAUCUUCGGCAACUUAUCUCAUCCCGUGAGAAGAAGUCAGGGGAGACAACUGCUGAUUCAAGGUCUCCCUUCACAAACGAUGACACAGCAAAAGCCCUUGAAGCCAAUGACAUUCACCACGAAAGUAAUGAGCAGGAUGAAGCUGGAGUCACCAAUGGACCGUCACCCCAAUCGAUCCUGUCGGACUUAUCGAAAGAGUUCUCCGGACCUGUACGUCCUGAUCCAUCGCAUUAUUUGAAGAUUCUUCCCCCACAAGACACCAUCAACGACUUGUGCCAUGUCUAUUUCACCAAGAUUCAUAGUGAUUUCCCUCUCUUUCAUCGGGCCACGUUUGAGGACGAACUGGAAGCGUUUGUGGUUCAAAGGAGGUCGAAAGUGCUGCCACAUGCACGUAAAGCACAUGAGACAACAUUGACUACGUACGGACCCGACUUUGGCUGGCUUGCAAGCCUGUACAUGAUCCUGCUCCUUGGAUCCGCAGUCCAAUCAAGCAGCAAUGUUGGAUACGAUGUGGUUGCGAUGCGUCGGACUUGCCUGACUGAAGCUCGAUCAUUGCUGCCACAGCUCGUCAGCAGAUGCACGAUGACAAACGUGCAGGCUCUGCUUUUGCAUUCUUUAUUUCUGCACAACAACAAUCACCGAAAUGGCGCGUGGAAUCUUCUGGGGACUGCCACUAGGAUCUCUUUUGCGCUGGGCCUACACCGUCAAGAUCUGGAUACCUCCUUCCGACCGAUUGAGAGAGAACUGCGUAAACGUGUCUUCUGUACGCUGUAUGGCUUCGAACAGUUCCUGUCAUCAAGUCUCGGAAGACCCAGUGGUCUGAACGAAUUCGAUGUUGAGAUCAAAGCACCACGUGAUGGCUUCCUGGAUGACGGCGCUGGUACCAGUUCUGAUUUCACUACCGCUAGAUUGAAAUUACAGAAAGUACUAGGUCAGACGAGGGCGGCGAUUGCAAAACUAAAGGAAAAACUGAGUGCGGAUGACGAAACUAGCAUCUCGUGGGACUCGGCACAUGCACCAGAUGAGGAAGUCCUCGACAUGCUAGAGUCAUGGAAAAAGGACCUUCCGUUCCAUUUACGUGUUCCUAGUAUUGGAAGCCUUGACGGACUCGCACUACCAAAACCCGCCAGUCACGACACUACGGGCGAUAUGUCUUUACACAGUUUUGGUACAUUAUUGUCGCGCCAAACACCGGAACAAUUGCGAGCUUUAGUGAAGCUUCAUAUUCAGUACCAUUACAUCGCACUUUUGGUCACUCGGCCUACACUUCUGUGGGAGGUAUCUUCUACGAGCUCCCGUGAUCCGAGUCACGGAGCAAGCCAGCAGGCCGUUCAUGAGGUAACUCACGAUGGGAGCGUCCACAUGUCAGAGCAUCCCUCGUCUAUAAGCGAGACCUGUCAAUAUCAUGCUGCUCAAUUGGCUGCACUGAUUGUCCUUCUGGACAGGUUUCGGCUCCUUAACGGUGUUUCUGCUCUUGAUGUGUUCUACGCUUACUCAGCUGGCCUUGUCCUCAUUCUCGGGUUAUUGAGACCCCAAAAGCAGGAUUCGUGCUCGGAUGUGCGAGCACGAGAGCAAAGCUCGCCCAGUCAUGAGAGCAAGGUCUUGAUAAGCAUUCUCAGGUCGACGAUCAGGAAAUUGCCAAAGUGUCCGACGAUGAAACGGAUGGCCGGUGUCAUGGACAAAUUCGCUAGCUCUAUAAUCCAAGAAGAUCAGCCCGGAGGUUUGGAGCACAAUGCUGAUGUUGCCCUCGGGCAUAUCUCAGCAGAGGAAGACUUGCAAGGUCAGCAACAUGGUAUAACAGCUAGGCACGCAGGUGCUCCUCUCGAUCAAAAACAGUCUGGAGGUGUUCUCCGGGAUGGCGACGAGAGAGCUCGACUUUCUGGGAUUAUAGAAGAAAGAAGUACACACAUGGGAUCAUUCUGGCCAUCACCGGGCGAAUCAACACAUGCCGGAGGCGCUCAUAACCAUGGCAAUCUCAUCCCAGCUGGCCCAGGUGGUUUGCAUGCGAGUCAUCAACAAUUGGGCUAUACCCAGCACCACUCACAUAUGAACACGUCUGGAAAUGGUCAAUUGUUUGACUUUGGACAGCAUCGGCAAAUGUCGCAUAUGCAUUAUGCAAGCCAUCCAGCUGGUCACACAGCGGCUGCUGGUGGUGGUGGUGGUGCCGGUGGUGGUUCGUCAUUUCAUCACAUGCAGCUUAGCUAUCAUUAUGCCCAUAAUUCAUCGGAUGCGUCACUUUCUCUGGAACCGUUUCGCAGCGAUGCACCGGGGAUGCAGUCGGAACAUGCGUUGUUCUCGGGACUACAAGGACAGCAGCAGAUGCAACAGCACUCGUUCUGGCAUGAUCCGUUUGGGAGGUUGGUGGAUGGACACAUUCUGGACUGGGCUGACCUGGAGACGUUUUUGGCUACAUAA